GUUCCGAAAUUAUCGCUAAUGUGUUUGUGUGUCUUCAAUGUACCAGAGUGAUGUAAUAUUAUUCGUUAGAGCUAUCCACCAGAAUUAGCAGUAUUAUCUUUUCUAUACAUUAUUUUCAUAAGGCCUUCUGCCUUCAUAUCCAAGCAUAUCACUUCAGUGACCGAUCCGGAUCAUCGCUACUUUACAGUAAAUUUUUACACUUAGCCACUGACCACUAGGCGUGACCAUGACUAUAUAAACCCCCAGAACAGCACGGUGUUCUCAUAGUUACUUUAGCGACCGGUCAUCGUAGUAUAUGUACACGUACACACGUAGACGCAGUGAAGCAUUGACAGUUGUUUUUUGGUAAGACCACGUGUUGAAUUGAUUUGAAAUGAGACUUGAAUUGUUUUUUGACUAGUUUGUAACCUUUUUUGAAGUGGCUUGGUUAUAGUAACGUUGUUACUAUACGAAUUUUUUCUGCUUUUCAGAGCUUUUCGAUACGACCUCGUCGUUUUUCGGCCAGCCACGCCGCCUUCUUUCAUUUGUCGUCUCUGUCUCUGGUGACUUUUACUAUUGAAAUUAUGCCCAGAAAACGGAAGGACGAUGUCCUAUCCAUUCCUAACUCCUCUAGUGAGGAAGAAUUUUCUGGCUUUGAGCCCGAGGUUGAAAAACAGAAAGCCCCUCGGGGCACCGCAAAUAAGCAUUUAUCCUCCGUUGUAACGAAAGUUACGAAGGGAAGUAACUCUAAUCAGUCUGAUAAGCCUACUUCCGGUGUUAAAGAAAAUUCACACAGCAGGGAAAAAGAAUCAGAUAAAAGGUCAGAAAACGUUAUUAAUCUUGAUAACUUGACAUCAGAGUCCGUUGAGAAGUUAAGAUCUAUCUUGGGUAUUCAAAAUUCUGACCAAAACCCUCCCCUUAUAGAAAGUAACAGUUAUAACGAAUACGAGUAUGACGACGGAGAAUUGUCGGAUACUGACCGGACUUCCUUGUACAGGGCAAAUUUAGCGGAUAACAUAGGCGAUAAUUUGUUUAGGGAUGGUAAUAAUGAUGGUGACAACCCCGAGGGAGAAGUUGAUGAGUUUAGUUGGAAUCUCCCAAAAUUAAAAACCCCUGACAAAGGCGAAGCUGUCAGUAAUUCUCUGGCAGAUUUGAUCAACACUGCCUGUACUAACCAAUGUCAAGUAGACAACAUUAUUGAAAAAUACAAAGUCCCAUCUAAUUGCCAAUUUAUGGGGGCCCCUCGUAUAAACGAGGAAAUUUGGGACGAUUUGACAAAAAUGAAAAGAGUACAGACUACUGAUAAGUCUUUGCGAGACAUCCAAAAUUUAGUAUGCACUGGCAUGCUACCAAUUCUUGAGCUAGCUAAGGUGUUGAAGACACAUAUUUCUACCCUUCCACUAGUUAAGGAUCUCAUUGCUGAUUCUAUCACUGUCCUGGGUCAGGUGCAGUUUAUGCUUAGCGUAAGGAGGCGUUACCUUCUUCGGCCGUCUUUAAAAUCCAGAUAUUCCAAUAUUUGCAGUAUAAGAACACCAAUAACAUCUUACCUUUUUGGUGACGAUAUUGCUAAAGAAUUGAAAAAAUGUGAAACAAGUGUAAAAAUUGGUAAAUACAAUUACAGUACUGGGUAUUCGCGGCCUAGACAGAGCAGUUUUGGCCCGUUUAGGGGCGGUCGUGGCAAACCUUACAGGGGCAGAGGUCAUCCAUAUGCCAAGCCGUAUUUUGAUCGACAACAACCAUACGGUCAGUUCGGAUAUCAGCAUAAUAUUGUGCCGAGAACAUCCAAGAAGAACGUGACCGCUACAGCGACAAAUGCAAGUGCCACAUGUAACCCAAACUAAAACCCCAGGGUUUUAAAGCAAAGGCUGCCGAGACACCGAGACAUCGUGACAUUACCACACAACGGGGCACACCAUCCAAUGGGCAAGAAUUUACAGCUAUUUGGGGCAAUUGUGUCAGAAAAUCCCUUAAGGAUCGAGGAGUUCCAGC
This is a messenger RNA of Mercenaria mercenaria, 1968 nucleotides long. RefSeq lists its product as uncharacterized. The coding region runs from base 564 to 1820 and encodes 418 amino acids. The record is from RefSeq and is a predicted model, not a curated record. The transcript has 2 exons. NCBI's taxonomy places the organism in Eukaryota, Metazoa, Mollusca, Bivalvia, Venerida, Veneridae.